Messenger RNA from Orbicella faveolata, 1587 nucleotides. Its product is annotated as protein mono-ADP-ribosyltransferase PARP14-like. Lineage: Eukaryota; Metazoa; Cnidaria; Anthozoa; Scleractinia; Merulinidae. Gene Ontology annotation, biological process: negative regulation of gene expression; positive regulation of type II interferon-mediated signaling pathway; protein poly-ADP-ribosylation. Gene Ontology annotation, cellular component: nucleus; cytoplasm. The record is from RefSeq and is a predicted model, not a curated record. Gene Ontology annotation, molecular function: ubiquitin-like protein ligase binding; RNA binding; NAD+ poly-ADP-ribosyltransferase activity.
CAGAUAACGUUUCAAGCGCUCAAGAACUUCAGUGGCAGCUGUAAAAGUGUUCGCAAAGUGAGAGUGAUUGUAUUUCAAGCUCAAAUGAUGCAGGAAUUUUUGCAAGAGCAGAAGAGAAACUCAAUGCAAGAUUUGGAGAAAGAAGAAAGCGACUCAUCUUCAGAUGAGACAGAUCCUGGCCAGCCAAGAAUGCGUGUAAGAAGUCCAGUAAAACAAGCAAGUCUCGACCACUCUGUGCGAAUUGGUGUGAUUGGCAAGAAAAAGGCUGAAGUGGAAAAAGCCGUGGAAUCUUUGAAGAAAGGUUUCUCUGAAGCUUGUACAACCAAGAAAGUCGAGAACAAAGUUAUUAGUCAACUUUCUCAUAAACAGGUAGUCAGCCUGAAUAGAAAAGCCGAGGACCAUGACGUCAAACUUGUAGUCGAGGCUGAUGUUGAUCGCAUUGUCGUACGGGGUCAUCCGACUGAAGUGUCAGAUAUGGUCGAGGAGAUCUGGAAAGAGAUUAACGAGAGGACAAAGAAGAACCAAGAGGAAGAACAGGCGCAACUGGUGUCAAGGAAUAUAGAAUGGAGUUAUGAAAUACAUGGUAGCGAAAUGCUUUUCGAUCGGAAAACAAACGCCAAAAUUGAGAUGGCGAGCAGUAAAGAUGAGCCCAGAGUGCAAGUACCUUUACUUAGAGAGCAGUUUGUUAUCGAUUUGAGGGCAAAAUCUGGCCGCGGACUACGAACCGGUAAUCAAAUUACACUGAAGAGGAAGGUGAAGGGAGCUGAAGAAGGAAUUGCUCUUCCCGAACACUGGGCGCCAAUGCCAAGUGCUGACAUGACAGUGCACACGGUUCCACUCUCACAAAGUUCCACUGAGUACAAGGAUGUCCUGCGCAAGUUCCAAGCUACCGCUGGUGCAGUGAAUAUUCAAAAAAUAGAACGAAUACAGAAUCCCCAUCUUUACCAGUUUUACACGGUGAGAAAACAGAAGAUGAACCAAGACCUCGGAAGAAAUAGUGAACGGCAGUUGUUUCACGGAACCGACGCUAAAAAUGUCAGCCAAAUCAACACUCAAGGAUUUAACAGAAGCUUAUGUGGGGCCCAUGGAGUUGCCUUUGGACGCGGUGUGUAUUUUGCAAGAGACGCUCAAUACUCACUUGGUUACGCAAGAGGAGAAGUCGGGGCCCGCCACAUGUAUCUUGCCCGGGUCCUGGUCGGAGAGUAUUGUGUAGGCAGCUCUUCAAUGAUUGUGCCUCCCCGAAAGAACCCUUCAAGACCUGAGAUAUUGCAUGAAUCAGUGGUUGAUAAUCAAGGAAACCCGUCUAUUUUUGUUGUAUUUUUUGAUAGUCAGUGCUACCCUGAAUACCUUAUAACUAUGCAGUAGGCAAAAUCCUUGUGUCGACAUUCUUGGUAGAAAUGUAGUUUGCUGUUCAAUCAGUUAGAUUUUAAUUAUGCACUGUUUACCUGGUUUAGUCGGAGAGAGCAGUGAAUGCAAUGUAGUGACUAGUGUUUUUCUAUGCACUUUUUAGAUUGCGUUUUUCCUUAGCUUACGGUGGUUUCAAAGGCCGUUUGUCCCGUUUCCGGGGAAGGGGUACUCUACAAAGUU